UUUAAGCACCAGACUCAAAACGUGAAGGACCAAAGCACCACACUGGCAGAACAGAGAGUGAUGUACUCUAAAGAAAUACCUGAUCCAGUCAGUCAGGAUGGAGCUAUAUCCUUCACAGAAGAAGCAGUGUCCAUAUUAACGUCCAGCAGCAUGCUAGCCCGCUCUUUUCUUAUCCAUCCCAGAGUUCUAAAACACCAAGAAAGCUCUGAGACUGACAGCCGUAUCACACAGCGUCGCAAACAUGAGUCUACACCUCCCGAGAAAAAAGACGAAGGUUAUUGGUACAAGCGCAAAAAGAACAACGAAGCUGCCAGGCGUUCGCGUGAGCAACGCCGCAUCAGUGACAAGGCGGUAGAAAACAAAGUUCUGGCUCUUCUUGAAGACAAUGCACGUCUGAAAGCUGAGCUACUGGCACUUAAGUUCAAAUUCGGUUUGAUCAAAGAUCCCACCAACUCACCGGCACAUAUCUGCUCCUUUGGCUCACAUAACCAAACAUUUCCAGCAAUGCGCUACAGCUGCCCCAAUUCAAGCUCACACACUACUUUUGGUCAUCCGUUGACCAAAAACUAUGGGUUCUUCAUGCCUGGAGGGUCAAGCAUUGGGAGCCCAGAGCUUUCAGAUGAUGCUGGAGGUGAACACAUACGACAAUCCUCUUACAUAGCUGGUGAACAGCCAAGCGGUAUCACAGCAGUGCAUACAAAUUCAUUAGGAUGGCAAGCGAACAAUAUGAAAGGCCUUCCUCAUAAACUGCGUUUCAAGACGGCAUGUGGAAUUGAAGAUGCUGAUUCUGAGGUCCUUCUUCCAGGGAAGAAUACUACAGAGGGUUUAUGGAGGCCACAAACACACACAAUGCCAUCAGCUUGGCCAACAGCACAUCAGAAUAACGCUUCAAUCCAGAGGCAUACAGAAAGUCACAGCACUAUUAGAUUCCAGAUUAGCGCUUUGACUGAAGAAGUGGCCCAACUCAGAAAACUGCUCUCCCAACAUCAGCUCUCCAAAGUGAACUGAAAUCAUCCGUCCCACCUGUCUUCUGGCCUAUCCAAAGAAAGAAACCCAUUUGUAUGAUUAUAACAGACAAAUAUAAGAAGCCAGCUGGUUGUUCACUGGAACAGCUGGUAAUCUAAGUGUUUUUUAAUUUAUGUGAAUUUUUAAUAUGCCUGUCUGCUCCACUGGUAAUGUUCGCUACAUGCUGGAUGCGAUGAGAAAUAUUGUGAAAAGCUCUGCUGUCUUCUGUAUCUGCUGUUGUAGCAUAUGGUGCUUUGUUUAAGCUAUAAGCAACACCGGCAACAUUGAACCUUCACAUAUGGCAAUUCAGUCUAAACCUUUUCUGUGUACCUUUCUUAUUCAGUGCCUGUUAUUUUUUUCAUAAAAUUUCUGUUUGUGCUUUUGCAUGGAGAGAGAACUCUUUUGGUUUUGCCAGUUUGUUUAAAUGCACCUGUGGUUCACAGUUAUCUUCACGUUAAUUUUACAAACAUGU
This is a messenger RNA of Carassius gibelio (silver crucian carp), 1477 nucleotides long. It is a transcript of the gene nfil3-3, whose product is annotated as nuclear factor, interleukin 3 regulated, member 3. NCBI's taxonomy places the organism in Eukaryota, Metazoa, Chordata, Actinopteri, Cypriniformes, Cyprinidae. Gene Ontology annotation, cellular component: nucleus. Gene Ontology annotation, biological process: regulation of DNA-templated transcription; circadian rhythm. The transcript has a single exon. The record is from RefSeq and is a predicted model, not a curated record. The annotation marks the transcript as partial. Gene Ontology annotation, molecular function: DNA-binding transcription factor activity; DNA binding.